UUGAGCAGUUCUCCCUGAGAAGCCGAUGCGAUCGGUUGAGACGUCGGUGGUGCCCUUUAUAUAUGUAAGUCGCUUAGUUCCAGAGUCUGUGUAUGUAUAUGACACAAAACCGGCAAAGUGUUUGUUGUGAAAAUAGAGUAAUUGGAUGCAAACUCGCUAAACGUAAAUAAAGAAAACUGCAAUGUCUGCAAAGACUUCUGUGUGGCUUGCCAUCUUUUGCGCCCUUGGCUGUCUAAUUCACGAUGCCGAUCUGCGGAAUAUUCAGCAAAAGGCCUCCCAGUGCGGCUAUCAGAGUUGCCAUCCAACAAAGCCGAAUAUGCUGAAUGUGCAUCUUGUAGCACACACACACGAUGACGUCGGAUGGCUGAAAACCGUUGACCAAUAUUACUAUGGCAGCGAGACGAGGAUUCAGAAGGCUGGAGUGCAAUAUAUAAUCGAUUCGGUUGUGGAGGCCCUGUUGAGAGAUCCCGAGAAACGAUUCAUAUAUGUCGAAUCUGCCUUUUUCUUCAAAUGGUGGAAGGAGCAGACCGCCAAAGUCCAAGAUGCUGUAAAAAUGUUGGUCGAACAGGGCAGACUCGAGUUCAUUGGCGGCGCUUGGAGCAUGAAUGAUGAGGCGACAACGCACUACCAAAGUGUGAUUGAUCAGUUUUCGUGGGGCUUAAGACUUUUGAAUGACACCUUUGGAGAGUGUGGACGUCCGCGGGUUGGAUGGCAAAUAGAUCCAUUCGGUCACUCCAGGGAAAUGGCUUCCAUGUUCGCGCAGAUGGGCUUCGAUGGAAUGUUUUUCGGACGACUGGACUACCAAGAUAAGGACGAACGUCUAAUGACCAAAAAUGCGGAAAUGAUAUGGCACGGUUCGGCAAAUCUUGGAGAGGAAGCGGAUCUGUUUACUGGCGCCCUUUACAACAACUACCAGGCACCAGAUGGAUUCUGUUUCGAUAUUUUAUGCAGCGAUGCCCCCAUAAUUGAUGGCAAACACAGCCCCGAUAACAAUGUUAAAGAGCGCAUCGAUACGUUUUUGGAUUUCGCCAAGACCCAAUCCCAAUACUACCGCACCAACAAUAUCAUUAUCACAAUGGGUGGGGAUUUCACCUACCAGGCUGCCCAAGUCUAUUAUAAGAACCUCGACAAGUUGAUACGGUAUGCCAAUCAGCGUCAGGCGAAUGGUUCGAACAUAAACCUGCUCUACUCGACACCAUCGUGCUAUCUGAAAUCGCUGCACGAUGCCGGUAUAACUUGGCCCGAAAAGAGCGAUGACUUCUUUCCCUAUGCAUCCGAUCCCCAUGCCUACUGGACCGGAUAUUUCACAUCGCGGCCAACUCUGAAGCGUUACGAACGGGAUGGUAACCAUUUUCUGCAAGUUUGCAAGCAAUUGAGUGCUCUGGCCCCCAAAAAAUCGGUGGAAUUUGAUCCCCAUCUGAACUUCAUGCGCGAAACGCUCGGAAUAAUGCAGCACCAUGAUGCCAUAACGGGAACGGAAAAGGAAAAGGUGGCCUUGGACUAUGCCAAGCGGAUGAGCGUUGCCUUCAGGGCCUGUGGUGCCACCACUCGCAAUGUGUUGAAUCAACUGACGGUGCAGUCCAGGGAAAAUGUCAAAGAUAAAUCAGCCAAAUAUGUCUUUGACUUCAAGACCUGUCCCUUGCUGAACAUCACUUCGUGUCCCGUUUCCGAGACGAAUGAUAGAUUUGCGCUCACCCUUUACAAUCCUCUGGCCCAUACUGUCAGUGAAUAUGUGAGAAUACCAGUGGCCGAUCCGAAUUACAAAAUCAUCGAUAAUAAGGGUGUGAUUUUGGAUACCCAGGCUGUGCCCAUUCCCAAAGUAGUAAUCGACAUAAAGCACAGAAAUUCGACUGCCAAAUACGAACUUGUUUUCCUAGCCACCAAUAUUCCGCCCGUAGGAUAUCGCACUUAUUAUAUAGAAAAAUUGGAAAGUACUGAAGGUAAUGGUAAGACAACAAGAGCUUUGCCGAAGAGAACUUCAAGUGUGACAGUCAUAGGAAAUAGUCACAUUAAACUAGGCUUCGACACCAAUGGAUUCCUUUCGGAGGUAACAUCCGACGGUCUAACCAGAUUGGUUAGUCAAGAGUUUUUGUUCUACGAAGGCGCAGUGGGAAACAAUGCUGAGUUCCUCAAUCGAUCAUCCGGGGCUUACAUCUUCCGACCAAAUGAGAACAAGAUUCACUUUGCCGCCGAUCAAGUGGAAAUCGAAGUCUACAAGGGCGACUUGGUUCAGGAAGUGCAUCAGAAGUUCAACGAUUGGAUUAGCCAGGUGGUACGAGUUUACAACAAGGACUCUUUUGCUGAGUUCGAGUGGUUGGUUGGACCCAUUCCCAUUGACGAUGGCAUUGGCAAGGAAGUGAUUACUCGCUUUAACUCUGACAUCGGAUCAGAGGGCAUAUUCCGCACCGAUUCAAAUGGUCGAGAAAUGAUUAAGAGAAAACUCAAUCACCGUGAUACGUGGAGUGUCAAGAUCAACGAGGAAGUGGCCGGCAAUUACUACCCCAUUACGACUAAAAUAGAUCUGGAGGAUGAAACAGCACGCAUGGCUAUCCUUACGGACAGAGCUCAGGGGGGCAGCUCCUUGAAGGUUGGAUCCUUGGAACUGAUGGUCCAUCGCCGCCUGUUGCGCGACGAUGCCUUCGGAGUGGGCGAGGCUCUGAACGAAACUGAAUUCGGGCAUGGACUGAUUGCCCGGGGAAAGCACCAUCUCUUCUUCGGGCGGUCCACUGACCGCGAAGGUGUUUCCCUGAAGGCACUUGAGCGACUGACCCAGCUGGAGAAACUGCUGCCCACAUGGAAAUUCUUUAGCAACAUGGAGGCCUACAGUGCCGAGGAAUGGCAGACAUCCUUUACAAAUACUUUCACUGGGAUUUCAUUGGUUUUGCCAAAACCCGUAAACCUUCUUACCUUGGAGCCUUGGCACGAGAACCAACUUCUGGUGCGAUUUGAACAUAUAAUGGAGAACGGAGAGGAUCCAUCGUACUCCAAGCCGGUACAAUUCAAUGUUAGGAACGUCCUUAGUGCUUUCGAUGUGGAAGGCAUCCGGGAAACGACUCUGGAUGGAAAUGCCUGGUUGGAUGAAACUCGACGAUUCCAAUUUGCUCCCGAUCCCGAAGAAGCCGCAUUUAACACAUACGGAUCAUUUUCGCAACCCGCUGAGUCUGUGCACCUAUUGAGUCCCGUGAAACCCAUGUUGGGUGUUAAAUAUGCCGAGGAAGCUUUGCCAGCCGGACAAUUGGGUGCCCAGAGUAACCGAGUUAAGCGCGAAACGAACUCCAAACAAAUUAACACUGAUGAGGGACGAUCAUCCAAGUCGACGGAUGGAGCAUACAAUUCCUUCAAGGCAGACAGUGAUAGUCAAGACUACAUUAUUGAACUUAGCCCGAUGGAGAUCCGAACUUUCAUUGUGUACUUGAAAUCAGCUUAAAGUUCUUAUUUACGUAAAACAACAAACAAUGUGUUUAAUAAAAUUAAAUAUUCUUUAAA
Drosophila elegans is the source of this 3486-nucleotide messenger RNA. It is a transcript of the gene LManII, whose product is annotated as lysosomal alpha-mannosidase. The record is from RefSeq and is a predicted model, not a curated record. The transcript is spliced from 10 exons. Gene Ontology annotation, cellular component: lysosome. Gene Ontology annotation, molecular function: alpha-mannosidase activity; carbohydrate binding. Lineage: Eukaryota; Metazoa; Arthropoda; Insecta; Diptera; Drosophilidae. Bases 182 to 3427 code for a protein of 1081 amino acids. Gene Ontology annotation, biological process: mannose metabolic process.